AUCGGUGCGCGCCGCGCCGCGCGUGCACACGUGCGGAGUGCGGCGCCGCUGCGGAGCUGAGCGGCGCGGGGUCGACUGCCGGCCAUGCAGGGGGACGUGGAGCGGCGGCUGAUCCAGUUCAAGGAUGAGGCUGGCCAGGCCCUGGGCUGCCCCUUUGACGCCCCCGUCGACAUCACGCCCGACAAGCUGCAGCUGCUCUGCAAUGCUCUGCUCCAGGAGGAGGAGCCGCUGCCUUUGGCCUUCUACGUCCAGAAUGCCGAAAUCGUCACGUCGCUGGAGCAGACGCUGGCGGGGCAGGUGGUGGAGUCGGAGCGAGUCCUCGACAUCGUCUACCAGCCCCAGGCCGUGUUCCGGGUGCGAGCGGUGAUGCGCUGCACCAGCUCCCUGGAGGGGCACACGGAAGCUGUCGUCUCCGUGGCCUUCAGCCCUACUGGAAAGUACCUGGCGAGCGGCUCUGGCGACACCACCGUGCGCUUCUGGGACCUGAGCACAGAGACGCCACAGUUCACAGCCAAAGGUCACAGGCACUGGGUCCUCAGCAUCGCCUGGGCUCCUGAUGGCAAGAAGCUGGCCUCGGGGUGCAAGAACGGGCAGAUACUCCUCUGGGACCCGGCCACAGGGAAUCAGAUCGGCCGAGCGCUGACGGGGCACUCCAAGUGGAUCACGUGGCUGUGCUGGGAGCCGCUCCACGCAAAUCCAGAGUGCCGCUACCUGGCCAGCGCCUCCAAGGACGGCAGCGUCCGGAUCUGGGACACCCUCGGGGGCCGGUGUGACAAGAUCCUCACCGGGCACACGCAGUCGGUCACAUGCGUGAAGUGGGGCGGAGACGGGCUGCUCUACUCCUCUUCGCAGGACAGAACCAUCAAGGUCUGGAGAGGCCAGGAUGGGGUGCUGUGCCGCACCUUGCAGGGCCACGCGCACUGGGUGAACACCAUGGCUCUGAGCACCGACUACGUCCUCCGCACAGGCGCCUUUGAGCCUGCCCAGGCCUCCGUUAACCCACAGGAUAUGAACGGCUCCUUGAUGGAGCUGAAACAGAAGGCACAGGCCAGGUAUGACCAAGUCAGGGGUCAGGUACCAGAGAGGUUGGUCUCGGGAUCGGAUGACUUCACGCUGUUUCUGUGGAGCCCAGCAGAGGACAAGAAGCCGCUGGAGAGAAUGACAGGCCACCAGGCCUUGAUCAACCAAGUCCUCUUCUCGCCAGACACACGGGUCAUAGCUAGCGCUUCCUUUGACAAGUCCAUCAAGCUCUGGGAAGGCAGGACGGGAAAGUAUCUCACCUCGCUGAGGGGCCAUGUCUCGGCUGUGUACCAGAUUGCCUGGUCAGCGGACAGCCGCCUGCUGGUGAGCGGGAGCAGCGACAGCACCCUCAAGGUGUGGGAUGCCAAGAUGAAGAAGCUGGCCAUCGACCUUCCCGGCCAUGCCGACGAGGUGUUUGCAGUGGACUGGAGCCCUGAUGGACAGAGGGUGGCAAGCGGGGGGAAAGACAAGUGUCUAAGGAUAUGGAGAAGAUAGGAGGUGGUGUGGAGAGAACCUGCCAGGUGGAAGCUGGUCCCUGCUGCGGCCCACUGUGCACGGCAAGGGCUGCUUAGGACAAUCUCAUCUUCUGCCUCAUACACGUGUCACUCGCUCAGCCCUAAUUUUUAAUUAGGGAAAGUUUAACUUGGAUUUUUUUAUGACCCAAAGACCUUUCUUUCUGGAUCCAGAUGACUCUGUUCCUGAUUGUUAAUGUGCCAAGACCUCUUAGAGCUGCAGAUCCACUAGCUCUGUUGGGACCCCUGAGCCCCCCAAAAAGCCUGCUUUCUCAGGGGAGAGGGGUGCAAAGAUGGAGCCUGUUCGUGCUCUUUGCCUUCAUUGUCAGCAAAGCCUCCAGGGACCGGAGCAUUCAGUGUGGGCAGAAAAGGUGGGUGUCCCCACCUGACCUUCAGCAGGAUGAAAGGGGGAAAUCCAUCGUAUUGUCUCCUGGCAAAAUUCAAAGCUGAUGUUUGCCUGGGGCAGGUGUCUAUGUGUGAGUAGUGUCUCCUGGCUGCUUUCACUGCAUUGGAGUGGGGGAAAGAGGAGGUUUUGCACCUUGGCUGGUAAUCAUUCAUAAUGGGCUGCCUGGAGCAUUGUUUCAGUCAGUCAGCAAUAUGCCACCUGCCUCAAUCCAGGGAGCAGGCUUCUUGCUUGACUUGCGUGUGUUCUGCAUCGGGGCUGGGAGGACCAGGUGUGAGAUGAAAGCUGGUGCCUGCACUGCGUUGAGUUUCCAGUCUCAGCUGUUACCUGAGAGCAGAGAAGUGAGGGCAUUUGCUUCUGGAAGCCGGUGACUCUCCCAGCCCUGCUAACACAGCCUGGCUUGGGUGCAGAGGGCUGCGGAGAAAGAUAAAGCAGCCCGCUGUUGUUUCUCUUCCAUGCAGCUGGGGAUAUCUGUGGGGUGGGAUUGUCUGGUCCCGUGCUGUUAGGUCAAUGGCAAAACUCCCCCAUCGUGAUGCAAAAUGAUUGACAAAUCAGUUGGAGCACAGGGCUGUAUCUCUUCUGUGGACACACACUGUUUAUACCUGUGAAGUCUAAGAACUGGGCGAGUCCAAACAGGACUAAUGAUGAAUCAAUCGUGUGUUGUCAACUCCUCUGCAGUAAUUGCAAUAAAUGUGCAGCAAGGACCAGA
Gavialis gangeticus (Gharial) is the source of this 2644-nucleotide messenger RNA. It is a transcript of the gene NLE1, whose product is annotated as notchless homolog 1. The transcript is spliced from 12 exons. Gene Ontology annotation, biological process: Notch signaling pathway; ribosomal large subunit assembly. Gene Ontology annotation, cellular component: nucleolus. Lineage: Eukaryota; Metazoa; Chordata; Crocodylia; Gavialidae. Bases 85 to 1515 code for a protein of 476 amino acids. Gene Ontology annotation, molecular function: protein binding. The record is from RefSeq and is a predicted model, not a curated record.